CUCGACCCCUGACACCCUUCGUUCUCGUCGACGUUGGACUACCGGAGUAGUCUGACCAUGGACAUGCUGGACGGCAAUACACUGCUCAUGAUUCUUUUUUAGAGUCUUCUGCGGUAAGCCAAAGGCAACCGCUCGCCAAUAUGCCUUACAACAUUGCCAUGGUCAGUGACUUUUUCUUUCCUCAGCCAGGUGGAAUUGAAAGCCACAUCUACCAAUUGUCGACCAAGCUUAUCGACCGUGGCCACAAAGUCAUAAUCAUCACCCAUGCCUACAAAGGUCGCACUGGUGUUAGAUACUUGACCAACGGACUCAAGGUCUACCAUGUGCCGUUCUUCGUUAUAUACCGUGAGACGACGAUGCCGACGGUCUUCUCUUUCUUUCCGAUCUUUAGAAAUAUUGUGAUUCGGGAGCAGAUACAAAUUGUGCAUGGACAUGCGAGCUUGAGUAGUUUCUGCCAUGAAGCUAUCCUCCAUGCCCGCACCAUGGGGAUCCGGACGGUGUUUACGGACCACUCGUUGUUCGGGUUCGCGGAUGCGGCGUCGAUCCUGACGAACAAGCUGCUUAAGUUCAUUCUGAGUGAUGUGGAUCAUGUUAUUUGCGUCAGCCACACAUGUAAGGAAAACACAGUCCUACGAGCCUCUCUAGACCCCUUGAUGGUCUCCGUUAUCCCAAAUGCGGUUGUUGCGGAGAACUUUCACCCGUCAGAACCACCGUCCGUGCCUAGAAAUAUGGGACCUACGGACAUUAUCACAAUCGUCGUCAUAUCUCGUUUAUUCUACAACAAGGGAACCGAUCUCCUAAUUGCUGCCAUCCCUCGGAUUUUGGCAUCUCACCCGAACGUACGGUUCAUAAUUGCUGGAAACGGACCCAAGGCUAUCGAUCUCGAGCAAAUGUUGGAAAGAAAUGUGCUGCAGGACAAGGUUGAAAUGCUUGGGUCGGUACGCCAUGAGGAAGUCCGGGACGUGAUGGUUCGCGGCCACAUCUACCUGCAUCCCAGCUUAACUGAGGCUUUCGGUACGGUAUUAGUGGAAGCUGCGAGUUGUGGGCUGUAUGUCGUGUGCACUCGCGUGGGUGGUAUUCCCGAGGUGCUUCCGCAACACAUGACCACAUUUGCAAAGCCAGAAGAGGACGACCUUGUUCUGGCGACCGGAAAAGCCAUUGCCGCAUUGCGUUCGAACAAAGUCCGAACGGAUCGAUUCCACGAUCAAGUCAAGAUGAUGUACUCUUGGACAGAUGUCGCCCACCGCACGGAGCGUGUCUACAACGGAAUUUCGGGAGACAUUAGCCCCGAGGAAUUCUAUGGCUACUACCCUGGACAAGACUGGGAGGCGGGCCGCGAUCGCGUGCGUAGCUUUGCUCUCAUUGACCGUCUCAAACGGUACUACGGCUGCGGUGUCUGGGCUGGAAAACUGUUUUGCCUCUGCGUGGUGAUCGACUUUUUACUCUAUGUCUUCCUGGAGAUGUGGUUCCCCCGCGCAAACAUUGAUAUGGCACGCAGCUGGCCAAGAAAACUCAACCAAAAGGAAAACAACCGAUUGGCCAUUGCAUCGAAGAACGACCGUCUGGGACCUGCGUCUUGACUGGUACCUGACUGACAGGUCCAUCCGUUCAUGCCAUCGACCUUACGACCAGCGAAAUGCGUUUCGAACCGCUAUUUAUGAUUUUUAUGUGUAUUC
Molecule: messenger RNA, 1676 nt
Organism: Aspergillus heteromorphus CBS 117.55
Lineage: Eukaryota; Fungi; Ascomycota; Eurotiomycetes; Eurotiales; Aspergillaceae
Product: phosphatidylinositol N-acetylglucosaminyltransferase subunit A/GPI3
Exons: 5
Coding region: 141-1580 (479 amino acids)
Biological process (GO): GPI anchor biosynthetic process
Cellular component (GO): glycosylphosphatidylinositol-N-acetylglucosaminyltransferase (GPI-GnT) complex
Molecular function (GO): phosphatidylinositol N-acetylglucosaminyltransferase activity
Source: RefSeq, a predicted model, not a curated record